AAAGAUAAGUAAAGAAUGAAAAGCAUAGCAGUGAUCGGGGCAGGUGCUAGUGGUUUAACAGCUAUCAAAUGCUGUCUGGACGAGGGACUUGAACCUGUAUGUUUUGAGAGGGUAAACUAUAUAAGUGGAUUAUGGCAUUACACAGAAGAUGUAGAGGAAGGUCAGGCAUGUGUGAUGAAAUCUACGGUGAUCAAUACAUCAAAGGAGAUGAUGUGUUACAGUGAUUUUCCUAUCCCAGGAGAGUUUCCGAUCUACAUGCAUAAUAAGUAUGUCGAUAGAUAUUUCCAUAUGUACGCGGACAAGUUCGGACUGAGAAAGUACAUAAACUUCAAUACAGAGGUGCUGUCUGUGAAACCAACCAAAACGUUUAACAGUGAUGGGCAAUGGGAAAUCGCCAUAAAGACAUCUGAUAAAGAAGAGACCCGUGUAUUCGACGCUGUCCUCAUAUGUACUGGUCAUCAUGCUGAAAAGAACAUACCAAAUUUUCCCGGACUAAACAAGUUCAAGGGCAAGGUCACGCAUACACACGACUAUAAAGAUUAUCAUGGGUACGAAGACAAAAACGUCCUGAUUAUUGGCAUUGGAAAUUCUGGCGGCGACGUUGCAACAGAACUUAGCCGAAUAUCGUCACAGGUUUAUCUGAGUACAAGAUCAGGUUCAUGGAUUUUCCAUCGUGUAGAUGAUAAAGGACUUCCUGGUGACAUGAUGCAUUCAACUCGCUUGAACACAAAGCUUUUAAAGUCUUUUCCAAAUAUGUUGAUAUCGCUCGCAGAAAAGAAACUCAACAAUAAAUUUGAUCAUGAAAAGUAUUGCCUAAAACCCAAACAUGGUCUGUUCUCUGCACACCCAACCUUGAAUGAUGAGUUGCCAAAUAGAAUCAUUUCUGGAGGUGUUAUUGUAAAAGCCAAUGUUGCAGAGUUCACAGAAACUGGGGCGAUCUUUGAAGACGGUACAAAAAUUGAUAAUUUGGAUGCUGUAGUUCUAGCAACGGGUUACAUUUUUGGAUUUCCAUUCAUUGAUAAAAGUGUGAUAGAGGUGAAAGCCAACAAAGUCAAUCUAUACAAGUACAUGUUUCCACCCGACUUGCAAAAACAUACGAUGGCAAUCAUCGGUUGCUUCCAGCCACUUGGUGCAAUUAUGCCAAUGAGCGAAAUGCAAUGUCGCCUUGCUACAAGGGUGUUUAAGGGAUUAAAGACGUUGCCAGAAAGUACCGAGAUGUGGGAAGACAUUAAAAGCAAGCAAGCGGCUAUGGGUAUGAGAUACAAACAGUCUUUGAGACACACAAUACAAGUGGAUUAUGUCCCUUACAUGGAUGAACUGGCUGAAAUGGUUGGCUGUAAGCCUAACGUCAGAAAACUUAUUCUGACUGAUCCAAAACUUGCGAUGGAAGUUUUCUUUGGACCUUGCACCCCUUGUCAAUAUCGAUUAAUGGGACCGGGGCCUUGGAAAGGUGCACGGAAUGCCAUUAUGACACAAUGGGAGCGUGUAUACAAACCACUUCAGACAAGACCUUGUGCUAAAACUGAACGCAAAAGUUCAGGGGCAAUUUAUAUGUUGAUCGUCGCUGUAAUAGCUGUUCUGUUAUAUUUUAUUCUGUAAACAUUUACGAGUAUUUAAUAUCAUCAUAUAAGAUGUUGUA
This is a messenger RNA of Ruditapes philippinarum (Manila clam), 1639 nucleotides long. Its product is annotated as flavin-containing monooxygenase 5-like. Gene Ontology annotation, molecular function: N,N-dimethylaniline monooxygenase activity; NADP binding; flavin adenine dinucleotide binding. NCBI's taxonomy places the organism in Eukaryota, Metazoa, Mollusca, Bivalvia, Venerida, Veneridae. The record is from RefSeq and is a predicted model, not a curated record.